CAUAGCAUCGUUCACAAUAUCCUGAGCCGGGAGCGAGCUGCGGUAGCUGCUGCCUGACUGUGCGCACCUCCUUACUCAGAUCCCUCCGGGCCGUCAUAGCCGGUGAUCCAAAAAGAAGAAGAAGGAAAAAAAAAAAAACUGGAUACACGAGAUAGGGGAGUCAUCCCGGGCACAACGUGAGAAGAUUCAAUUGUCUGAGGAAAAAAAGAAUAAAUCUGCCCAGUCCACAUCGGCCCCUAGGAGAGGGAAGAGACGGGACCUCUGCGCUGUGAAGAGUCGCUCCUCUGCCGUGCAGCAGUGCGCGGAGAGCAGACGCACUGAAAGGGCAGCGGGGCUUCAGGAAGGUGGAGGAUAUUUUACGCACAGCAGCACUUAGUAGCCCCGUUUGACACGCGGCCACUCGCUGGGAGUCUCCUGCUCCGUUCAGGACUCAAAGCUUCGCCUCUUGGUCGGAUUUGCACUUGACUAAGUCCACGCGCAGCAGCCGACAGGGAUGGAUUCCUUCAUCAUAGCGGCUUUGGCAGUGUGCUCUCUAACGGCACCAGCCUAUGGGGACAAAGGGACCAGCAAAGCCCGGAGUUGUUCGGAUAUCAGGCAGUUUUAUAGCGGGAAAGGAUUCACUCUGGAUGGUGUCCCCCAGUCUGAAAUAUCAGGGGAGCACCUGCGCAUCUGUCCCCAGGGAUACACCUGCUGUACCAGCGACAUGGAGGACAAACUCGCCAUACUAAGCCGUAGGGAGAUGGAGGGCCAACUCAGAGAGAAUGGACGGUCUUUACAGGCCACACUCACCGGACAGUACAAGGCCUUUGACGGUUACUUCCAGGAGUUGCUGAACCGCUCUGCGAUUAUUCUACAGGAGACUUUCGUUCCAACUUGGGGCCCCUUAUACUCCCAGAACUCCCAAGUCUUCUCUGACCUGUACUCAGAGUUGAGGCGCUACUACCGCGGCUCCAAUGUCAACCUGGAAGAGGUGCUCAACGACUUCUGGGUCAGGCUGCUGGAGAAGCUCUUCUACCAGGCAAACAAGCAAUAUUUCAUAGGUGAGGACUACCUGGAGUGUGUUUCUAAGCAGAUAGAGACACUGCGCCCCUUCGGAGACACACCUCGUGUGAUGAAGAUGAUGGUCACACGCACAUUUGUGGCAGCACGUUCCUUUGUUCAGGGACUGGUGGUCAGUGGGGAGGUGGUGCGCAAAGUGUCCCAGGUGCAGCUGAGCCAGGAGUGCAUGAGGGCCGUGAUGAGGAUGACUUACUGUCCCCACUGCCGCGGCAUGGCCUCGGCCAAACCUUGCGCCAACUACUGCAGCAAUGUCAUGAAAGGCUGUCUAGCCAACCAGGCUGACCUCAACACCGAGUGGAGGCAUCUGGCCGAAACAAUGAUGCAGGUGGCUGGUCGCUUUGAUGGCCCAUCUGGUGUGGACAGCGUGGUCCUCUCCCUCCCUAAUCGCAUAUCAGAAGCCAUGUUUACUAUGGUGGAGAAUAUAGAGACCAUCAACAGCAAGUUGUUCCAGGCGUGUGGAAACAUCAGAGAGGGAGGAACCAGCAGCACAGGACUGGAUGACUUCAUGAAGCGAGGGAAGGUUACGGUAGAGGACAGGUUGGGAACCAGCUCAAACAAAAUGGACAAACUGGUGUCUGAUGUAACCGUGAGACUGAGGGACAUGCAGCCGUACUGGGUUUCUCUCCCAAAUCUUCUGUGCAGUGAAAGAAUUCCCACUGGAACAGGGGCCGAGGAUAAGUGUUGGAACGGCAUGAACCGUGCCAGGUACCUUCCUGAGGUGAUGGGUGACGGCCUCGCCAGCCAGAUCAACAAUCCUGAGGUGGACAUUGACAUCACCAAACCAGAAAUGACAAUACGCCAGCAGAUAAUGCAGCUGAAGAUCAUGACGCACCGCCUGAGGAACGCUCUCAACGGCCAGGAUGUGGACUUUCAGGACACCAGUGAUGAUGUCAGCGGUUCAGGAAGUGGCAUGUGCGCCGACGACAUGUGUUCCCGUGGCCCACGCCUUGUCGCCCCUGUCACCGACCGACCCAUAAUCUACCCAUACCCGCCAGAAAACAAGGAGGUGAAAGCCUCCAGCGCUCACCAGAACCUCCCCUGCGUCACCAUUUACCUGCUUUCACUGCUCAUUCUGCUCCUCCGGCGAUAAUUGACGGCAGAAUUCACCGACUGGGACUGAGUUUGGGACACGGAGGAUGGGGGGAGAGUCUGAAAGGGGAGGGAGGAGAAGUUGGGGGUUAGUUAUUUUGCCAAAACUUAAUAAGUAUAAGGAAACAAAAAAAAUCACUUGGACGGACUUCCUUUUGGUUUUGGAUUAGAACAAAAUGGAAUUGCAAGUAUUCAUAAAUGUUUUGCUCUUUUCUUUUAUUUCUUGCUAUAUUAUGGCACCAUUAGAGCUGGUCUUUUCGCAUCUUCUAAUGUUUUGUUUCUGGUGUUUGGGUUCUCUGAGAUUUUAGCUGUACCUAAGACAUGUGUAAGGCUAUAUUGCUAACAGUAUGUUGGUGUUGACACCACGGGGAGAGGGAGAAUGGGGCUUUGCAGCGGUGCUCAGAUACAUAUAUUCGUUAUUCCCCUCCCUUGAAAACAGCACUUGUGUUGAGUAGAAUUAUUUAUUUAUCAGUAACUCACAACAGACCCCAGAGUGUUUUUCAUCACUUCCCGAUAUUUAUAGAAAACAUACACAAACCACAAACGAAAUCUAGUAUUGAUGACUCCUAAGGGAAGAUAAUCUGGACAGGACGACCCACCAGACCUCUUAAAGCAUUAGGCCUCACAGUAUCAUCACACACACACUCUCACAGCGAGGAUGCGAGCACUCCGCGUCAGCACUUUUUUGCCAUUUCAUCAUGUAAGCUGCAAUAACAGCCAUGAUCACAUUCACGCCAGCAUGAUCGUCUAAUGGGGAGUAACGUGACCCGUCACUCCAUCCAUCCAAACUCAUCCCUAUAUUCCCCUCGCUCCCCCCUGCUGAGGGCAGAUCUCCCCCUCUCUCCAGACUCUGCUGGCUGCGUAGGAUCACCUCGAGAGUCUGGUGUAAGCAAAACACAUGCUGGGCCGGGCCAGGUCUCAGAUGACAGCAGAGUCCCACUAUAGAGCACCGUAUGUGAAACGGGGGGUUUAAGAUUGCCGUCCCAGCAAAGGAUUGACAGUUGGGGAUUUUGUGUAGCAGAACAGAAAAGUACACAGAAGCAGAAACACUGCUGUCAUGUAGCGCUUUUUGUUUUUCUCCAAUAUUCUUUUUAUGUGCACAGCAGAGCAAAAAUAUAAUAUGCAUAAUUUCGUGUGCUCCCUGCAAAGGCCCACUGCUCCUGUGAUUAGCGUCAUAAUUGCAACUAGCAGUGUCAUGCGUUUUUGUCUGAUUGCAGCAAUGAUCCAUAUCACAAUGAAAUCCGCGCCGUGCAUGUCUUUGAAUCGUACUAUUUGUAUGGCAGACACAACAGUGUACAUAUUUUUUUGUUGUUUUCUAGAAAAAAACAAUAGCCAAUUAGGUAUCAAAAUUUUAUAAUGGCCAAAUCAUUGUAUGCUAUAACUCUUACUUCAUUCAUCUGUCAUAGCACAUCCAUAUCUGCCUUCCAUUUUCUGCAACUUUUCUAUAUCAGUGCCUCUUUUUCCCCUCACCCCCUACUCUCACUACCCGUCUCCCGCGCUCAUCAGUUAUAAUGACCUUUAAAGCGUUCCUCAUGCUUCUACAUGGUGGCAAGGCAAUAUGACAAUGACUUAGUGCUUCAUUAUGUGUCGAACCUUACCGGGAAUGUUGUGGGAAAACAGUGUAAAGCUUUUUCUGAUGAGAAGCUUGCUGGGGAAAAACACAUACCAGAUUUUAAUUCAAAGAAAUGUCAAAGCUGUCAUUUAAUAACGCUGUGCACAGGAGGAUGGGACGAUGCUUGCAUGUGUGUAUGUGUGCAACUGUGUCUUUGAUUAAUAGAGCAAAAGAGGGACGGGCGAUGGAGCCCUUAUGAAUCUUGUUUGGAUGGAAAUGAUAUGUAUUAAAAAUUAUUGGAGUAGCAUUGUCUGACUAGUGCAAUUCGCCUGACAGCAACAGGAGAUUAACAUAGCUCAUUUUUCAGAAAAUGUGAUUUCAACCUGCUACUGUAAUAACUCCCAAUCUGUAUUAGUGGUAUCUUUGCUUGUCAGAACUGUAUGUGACAGAUACAUUGAAUUUAGACAACAGAAAUGGACAUGUUUUAAGAUACAUCAUUGCUUCAGUUUCACACUGGAACAAUCCACCGUGAUUCAUAUUUUGAAAAAAUAGAUUUAAAAAAAAUGCACCUAAUAGCUAAUAAUAUUGCAGAACAAAUGAAUUUGUUGGGGGCCAUGUCAAAAUUUUAGAAAUACAUCUGUUACACUUACUGCUCUGAAAAUGGUUGAUGCUGUUGGCAUAAGUGUUACCUGACAUGCUACUUUGAUAUUUUCUUUUUUUUCUUUUUUUUUGACUACGUGCUUAAUUAAUGAAUGCUAUGUUUGCUGUGUGUAUGUGUGUCUGUGUCGUUCUGUUAGUCCCUGCUUAACUGCCUGUGACUGCCUUUGACACUUUGUCUAGGGUUGGGGUCCAGUUUUAGAUUCAAAAAGAGUUACAAUAAUAUAAGAUGGUCCAGUGGGGGAAAAAAUACACAUUUUGAACAAAGAACAAUUAGUUAGAGCACCACAUGGGUCUUCUUUUUGUGACCCUGUAGAAAAAUCUGAAUAUGAAUGUGAACGUCUACGUUAAGCCCUGUAAAGAAUGAGAAAUGACUCCAACUGUGAUGGUGACAUUCCAAUUCAAAGACGACUUGCGACUCACAACUUCAGUUUCAAUGACUGCCUCACAAUGUCAUCGGCUGAAAUUUGCACAACCCCCUUCUCUCCUCCUCCACCUUUUGAUCUAAUUAAUUUGUUGCUCAAAGUCCCCCCUCCCUUUUAUAAAAACCUGCACUUUUAUGAGGCCAAUAAAUGGCAUUGUCUGCACAAAGACAUCACAAGAUGGUCGAUCAAUACACGAGUCAACACCUUCCAGAAACGACUAUUGAUUGGGGAUGUGUGUAUGCAGAUAGAUAUGGCCCAGCAAGACGUCUCUGGUUCAGCUGUGGUGAAACAGUGUGAAAACAAAGCCCCCUGUGAGUGAGAGAGCAGGCAGGAGAAAGGUUUGCCCAGAGUGCUGAUCUCAAAUCAGCUAGUGCACCUCGAUCCUGCCCUCAUUCAUUAGGUGGCAAGAAAUGCAAAGCUGGUUAUCCGGCCAUUUUAAGACGGCUUUAUCCUACACUGAGUUGAACACCGGAGGAAUUUCUUAAAGGUGCCAAUUUAUGAGGAAAAAAGUACUUUUAAUUCUCUUGUUUUUAUGUACUUUGGUUUUGUUGUUAUCAGAAAUCUAUGGAGAGUUUGUGCUUAUGGUGAAGAUAGAUGCCAGAAAGAGGUUGAAAAAUACAAAUGUCUCAUUUGCUGUUGUACCUGAAAUCUUGUGUCAAUUAUAUACAUUGUAAGAUUUUCAA
Molecule: messenger RNA, 5465 nt
Organism: Plectropomus leopardus (leopard coralgrouper)
Lineage: Eukaryota; Metazoa; Chordata; Actinopteri; Perciformes; Serranidae
Gene: gpc1b
Product: glypican 1b
Biological process (GO): cell migration; negative regulation of fibroblast growth factor receptor signaling pathway; regulation of protein localization to membrane
Cellular component (GO): synapse; cell surface; extracellular region
Molecular function (GO): fibroblast growth factor binding
Source: RefSeq, a predicted model, not a curated record